CUGUACAACUCUAACAAAGACCAUUAUUCUGCAGAAUUAUUGAUUUUCUUAAAUUCAGUACAAAAUAUUAAAACACUUUUCAUAGAAAAGGAAGUUAAAUUAAUAUUAGGAAAAUGUGUAUUGCAAUGCUUUAGAUAUAUUUAAGUUGAUAUAAAACAUCUUAAAUCUUGUCUGAAAAGAAAGUAAAAUUGAUAACUGGAUAAAAUGGCAGCUAAGGGUGGCGACAAUGCAUCGGAUGAAAUUAUUGACAUCAAAUGUUGUGUAUGUGCUGGGAAAAAUAUAAUACGACAAGCUGAAAAAUACUGUGUAGAAUGUCAAGACUAUUACUGUAUACCAUGUACAGACAUGCACAAAGCUUUUCCAUUAAUGAGAGGACACAAAUUGCUGGAUAAAGCUGAUUUCAGUACACAUGGUUUACAGUCAUCGUUACCAUGUUUCCCAACAGAGAGAUGCUCGAUUCAUAAAGCCAAACUUUUAGACAUGUUCUGUAAGAACCAUGAUGAGGUUGUCUGCGCCACUUGUGUAGCUAUAAAUCACAGAGCAUGUCAGAAUAUACACUCCAUUCCGGAUGAAGUUGACAAUCUAUACAAACAAUCAGCUUCUGAUAAAACCAAGAAACAACUCCUUGCAGCAAAGAAGACUGUAGAGGAUACAAAGAAAGCCAAACAACAAAUUCUCAGUGAGCUAAAGAAACAAAAGCAGAGAGAAACUGAUUCUAUCACAAACUACAGAAAAGAACUUGAGGCUGAGCUCAAGAGACUUGAAACUGAAUCACUCAAGGAAGUUGAUGCACAGUAUAAUUGUAUGGAAAGAGAUCUACAGAGUGAGAUCACGGAAACCGAGAAACAUAUUGAUGUCCUGGAACAAUCUGCUGCAAAGCUCCAAAAGUCUAAUGGAAAUAAAGCCCAAGAAUUUGUAUGUGUCAAAAUUGCUCAGAAAAAUGUCAUUAAAACUGGAAGUUCUACAAGCACCAUUCAAAAACAAACAGAUGAGAAAAUAAGUUUUUCUGCUGAUAUGAAAAUAAAAAACUACCUAAAACAAUUAAAGGCAUUAGGACAGUUAUCUACAGCAGAAGCAACUUACAAGCCAAGAACCACAGCAUACACAGUGAAACAGCAGAGGAAUAUUGAUAUUCAGCUUAAAGAAGACAUACGUACAUGUUAUAUAUAUGGAUCCUGUUUUACUGAGGAUGGCUCCUUGCUGCUUGCUGAUAUUAAUAAUAACAAGUUGAAACGUCUGAGUGGUUCUACAGAUACCCUCAUAGACCAUGUAGACCUGGAGGAAGGACCCAUAGCAGUAUGUCUAACCAGUCAACUAGAAGCUGCAGUAAGUCUGAACAACAAAACCAUACAGUUUGUAUCACUAGGAAACAAGGUGGCAACAACAAGGAAACUGAAGAUGGAUCAUCCCUGUGUUGGUUUGGCCUUCAAUGAUGGGAAAUUUUUCAUAUCUGAUCAAUACAGGACAGUUUAUAUUCAUGAUAUAAGUGGAACCAUGUUAAAUAAAAUUACAACUGACAUAUCAGGCAACCCUAUUUUCAGUAACAGUAAACAUAUUAGUGUGAGUACAAACAGAGACCGUGUGUAUGUGGCUGAUAAUGAUAAAGGUGUGAUAACUCUAGACAUACAGGGAAAUUAUCUAUCAACAUUUACUGAUCCUGAUCUAGUUCGGCCUUGGGGAGUAUGUACAGAUAAGAGAGGAAACAUACUGGUCUGUGGGUUUGAAUCAUCAAAUAUUGUCCAGAUAAGUGAGUAUUCAAAAACAAAGUUAGGCAUCAUCAAAACAAAACAAUAUCCAGUAUCAGUCUGCUUUAGUCCUCACCAGAACAAACUAGCUGUAACUCAUUAUAACAGCAAUACGGUAAAUGUAUAUGAGCUGGAGUAAGAUACAUUUACUGCUGCUGACAUCACAACUAGAAACACUGAAUAAAUGGACACUUAUUUUCAUUUUGGUGUCAAACCAACACAAUUUAGGUCAUAUGGUGGCUUUAAAGCUUUAAUGAUGAAAGAAGACCUCUGGUGCCACUGCAAACAUUACUUCACAGCACAAGAUGGCAUCUAAGUAGAAACACUGAACUUUCACAAGCUAGCUGGAUAGCUUCCUCUCAUGAUGGUCUGAGCAGGGCUCGAACCCUCAGCGGUGAGAGGCAAGUGAUUCAAAGUCAGCAAGCCUUAACAACUCCACCAAGGAGACCCCCAUGACACAUACUAAUGAAAGACCUUCCUGUUAACAGUCUUUUUAACAAGUACAAAAAUACAAACACACAAAAUAGAAAUUAUUAUGUAAUUAAGACACUACAAGAACUUCAGGUGGAGUUUUAAAUAUAAUAAUGGAAUCUGGCUUUGCAUUAACUGUACAACAAUAAGUCAAAGAUAGGUAGAAUACAACAAUAAGUCAAAGAUAAGUAGAAUAUAACAAUAAGUCAAAGAUUGGUAGAAUACAACAAUAAGUCAAAGAUAGGUGGAAUACAACAAUAAGUCAAAGACAGGUAGAAUACAACAAUAAGUCAAAGAUAGGUAGAAUACAACAGUAAGUCAAAGAUAGGUAGAAUACAACAGUAAGUCAAAGAUAGGUAGAAUACAACAGUAAGUCAAAGAUUGGUAGAAUACAACAGUAAGUCAAAGAUUGGUAGAAUACAACAGUAAGUCAAAGAUAGGUAGAAUACAACAGUAAGUCAAAGAUUGGUAGAAUACAACAGUAAGUCAAAGAUAGGUAGAAUACAACAGUAAGUCAAAGAUUGGUAGAAUACAACAGUAAGUCAAAGAUAGGUAAAAUACAACAAUAAGUCAAAGAUAGGUGGAAUACAACAAUAAGUCAAAGAUAGGUAGAAUACAACAAUAAGUCAAAGAUAGGUAGAAUACAACAAUAAGUCAAAGAUAGGUGGAAUACAACAAUAAGUCAAAGAUAGGUGGAAUACAACAAUAAGUCAAAGAUAGGUGGAAUACAACAAUAAGUCAAAGAUAGGUGGAAUACAACAAUAAGUCAAAGAUAGGUAGAAUACAACAAUAAGUCAAAGACUGGUAGAAUACAACAAUAAGUCAAAGAUAGGUAGAAUACAACAAUAAGUCAAAGAUAGGUAGAAUUCAAAAUAGUUUGUAAGAAGCUGUAAAUAAGAAACACAAUUUUGAAUUACCAAUGGAGUUUAUUCAAUGAAUUGUUCAACUUCAAUAUCAUAGAAUGUGUGUGUUUUUGUAUUCUUUUGUUGUACAUAUUCACAUUAUUAUGAUUAAUCUAUGCACUGUAUGUAGAAAAGAUAUAUAUAAUAGAAUUCUGUUCUUUUCUAUUCUGUUUUAGUUUAUACUAAUUUAUUUUAGCUCCAUUAUAAUGAAAGCUUCAAGCUUAUUUGAGACUCUCAAGUCCAUUUCCUGGGAAAACCAGUACUGAUGUCAUACGGGAAGGAGUGGUUGUGAUCCCAGUGAGGGCCGAACCCACCACUCCAGGUUGAGCGGCCAACACCUUAACCACUAGACUACCACUCCCCUGAUUCAUUCUGUAAAAAAUACAUUUGGAUGAUGUAUUUCAGUUCUGUUUAUUUGUUUCUGUCUAUAAAAGAAACCCAUAACACAACAGUUGCCAGAGGAGUCAGAGCUAGUUUAAUGCCGCAUAGUGAAAAGGGCAUACCUGAGGAAACUAGAGCUAUCACUGGCAUGAUUAAUACCCAUUCAAUAUGGUUUUGUCAGAGGAAACAAAACUUUUCAUGUGUGAAGUUUCUGAAUUGGUAACAUGGAUUCAAUUAAGCAGAGUCUGGGUCUCCAUACUUUCAUCCAUCCCAAAAGAAAAAUGUCACGCACAUUUACACUUCACGGCCCUUGUCAUAUAAGAUGCCGGUGAUAAUGUGGAAAAAAUAUUUCAAAUCUGAGUAAAAUCCAUUUAACAAUAACACAGGUAGUGUGAAAGUGUAUCAAAUACAAACCAGAAUUUCUAAGUGUAAAAGCAUAUAUAAUCUUACUAUAGGAGGUUUUUGGUAUUUUUAUAUCCGGGAUAGUACCUUAUAGAUACAUAUGUAUUUGCAUUUUGAUAUUUUG
This is a messenger RNA of Mercenaria mercenaria, 4025 nucleotides long. RefSeq lists its product as uncharacterized. NCBI's taxonomy places the organism in Eukaryota, Metazoa, Mollusca, Bivalvia, Venerida, Veneridae. The coding region runs from base 205 to 1884 and encodes 559 amino acids. Gene Ontology annotation, molecular function: zinc ion binding; ubiquitin-protein transferase activity. Gene Ontology annotation, biological process: positive regulation of DNA-templated transcription. Gene Ontology annotation, cellular component: chromatin; nucleoplasm. The record is from RefSeq and is a predicted model, not a curated record. The transcript has 2 exons.